This is a messenger RNA of Eruca vesicaria subsp. sativa (arugula), 2481 nucleotides long. The record is from the annotation of a GenBank genome assembly. NCBI's taxonomy places the organism in Eukaryota, Viridiplantae, Streptophyta, Magnoliopsida, Brassicales, Brassicaceae.
AUGCCUUCUCUCAUCUCACAACAAUGGCAGGAAAGGACUAGUGGGUUCUUUUCUUCUUCAGGAACGAAGCUUAGGGAAGCAAGACAAUCAGCUGGUGCUUUUGUCGGUGAAGUGGCCAAAGAUGCGAAAGUGAAUGUUACUGAUGUUGCUGAAAGAGUUGGAUCUUUGUUCAAAAGCAGGUGGGCGAUUCUUCAGCAGCCUGCAACUAGACACGCCGUGCAAGAACAUCUCAUAACAGCUGCUGCCACAACCGGGACUUUGGUCAGGAAAGGGUUAACUGAGACAAAGGAAAAGGUUUCCGUUGGAAAGAUCAAAGUGGAAGAGGCGGCGAAAAAGACUGCACAAAAGAGCAAGACACUUUUAACAGAUAUAGAAAGAUGGCAGAAGGGAGUUGCCAGCUCUGAUGUGUUUGGUGUUGCAAUUGAAGUCACUGUCCAGCGACAGGAGUCAACUAGACCUAUUCCGUUUAUACUGAUCAAAUGCGCAGUUUAUCUUAUAUCAACAGGACUCAAUUCACCGAGCUUGUUCAAAACUGAAGGAGACAAAAAGUUGAUCCAACAAUUGGUUUCUGCUUACAAUCAAGAUCAUAGCGCGUUAAUACCUGAAGGAGUGAAUCCAGUUGAUGUAGCUGCCCUCAUGAAAUACUAUCUUGCUAGCCUUCCAACACCACUAACUACUUUUGAGCUUUAUAAUGAAAUCAAAGACGCGAGGUCAAGUGUAAGCAGAAUGAGAAAGCCACUCCAGAAGCUUUCAAGUGUCAACUAUAACACACUUGAGUUUGUAACAGCGUUAUUGCUUCGUGUGAGCCAGAAGUCACAGCUCAACAAGAUGGAUUCACAUAGUCUAGCUAUGGAAAUGGCUCCGGUGAUCAUGUGGAGAGAAGACAAGAGGCCUGAGUGUUAUAGGGAAUACUGGAGACGGCCAUCGAGAAGUCCUAAGAAAAGCAAUGACUUUGAAGCUGCUUCUCCAUGGGACUUGCUCUCAGAUGAAGGAGAAGGUGUAGAUGCAUCUUCAUCAAUCCCUCUAGAUGACAUCGUUCAAGUUGAUUUUGGUGCGGUGGAGGUUGUGCAGUGCCUGAUUGAACACCAUAACGCGAUUUUCACUGAUGCAGACGAGACUGUCACAGCCAUGGCGAGAAGCGAUCUUUGGACUAUUCUCUCUACUCUCCUUCUGUUUCUCCCUCUCCUAUCAGCAGGUGAAGCUGAGUUAGGGAAACAUAAGAAGUUCCCAGUAGUGGUGAGUACUUGGCCUUUCAUUGAAGCGGUUAGAGCAGCUUGGAGAGCAGUUGAUAAUGGAAGCUCUGCAGUAGAAGCCGUUGUAGAAGGUUGUUCCGCUUGUGAGGAACUCCGUUGUGACGGUACAGUUGGACCUGGAGGAAGUCCUAAUGAGAACGGUGAAACCAUGCUUGAUGCUUUACUCAUGGAUGGGGUGACUAUGGAGGUUGGAGCUGUUGCUGCAAUGCGUUAUGUCAAAGACGGUAUAAAAGCUGCAUGGUUGGUGAUGAAAUACUCUCAACACACGUUGCUAGCUGGAGAAGGAGCAUCAGCUUUUGCAAUCUCCAUGGGUCUUCCUGGUCCCAUGAACCUAAGCUCCCCUGAGUCUGUAAAGAAGUGGUUGGACUGGAAAGAGAAUCGGUGUCAACCAAAUUUCAGGAAGAAUGUAGUUCCUGCAAAUGACUGUGGACCUUACAAGCCCAAAAAUGAGGGUGUGGAUGUUUCUGGAGACAUACUCACUGAGUCUUGUGAGAUGGGGAAUAUUGAGUAUGGACCACCUCUGGUUGGUCCUCAUAAUCAUGAUACUAUAUCGAUGGCUGUUAUUGACAAAUUUGGGCAUAUAGCUGUUGGAACAUCCACCAAUGGAGCAACAUUCAAGAUUCCCGGAAGGGUGGGUGAUGGGCCUAUUGUGGGCUCAUCAGCCUAUGCUGAUGAUGAAGUAGGUGGAUGUGGUGCAACAGGAGAUGGAGACAUCAUGAUGCGUUUCCUUCCCUGUUACCAAGUGGUAGAGAGCAUGAGACAAGGAAUGAAACCAGAAGAAGCUGCUAAGGACGCGGUCUCAAGAAUCGCUAGAAAGUUUCCUGAUUAUGUGGGAGCGGUUGUUGCUGUUGACAAGAACGGGUCUCACGCAGGAGCUUGCCAUGGCUGGACCUUUCAGUACUCAGUCCAGGACCCUGACAUGGAUGAUGUUCAAGUCUUCACGGUUCUCCCAUGAGACAGGUUUCUAAGUGAAACGCCACGAAGUUCAUUUCUGCAAAUACGGAACGGCAGCUUGUUUGGGGUAUAUUCUAACAUAUUGUUUCUUUAAACAGAAAUCUGUUCCCCAUUGGCAGAUUAUUUUCCGGAUUUGUCUGAAUUGAUCAGACAAGAAGAUUUCAGACAACAUAAGUAUACAUUGUUGACUUUGUAUAAUUUUUUUUGUAAUUAAAUAUAAAAUAUUUAUUUGUGAAAAUAAGCAUAUAAGGUUAGAGGAAUACCUAAGCAUAUA